This is a messenger RNA of Canis lupus familiaris (dog), 531 nucleotides long. RefSeq names its product USP6 N-terminal-like protein. The transcript is spliced from 5 exons. Bases 7 to 531 code for a protein of 174 amino acids. The record is from RefSeq and is a predicted model, not a curated record. Lineage: Eukaryota; Metazoa; Chordata; Mammalia; Carnivora; Canidae.
GAGCAGAUGUCCACCGGCAUCUAUACCCCAAAGUGGUUCCUGCAGUGCUUCCUCGGCCGGACCCCCUUCUCGCUCACCCUGAAGCUGUGGAAUGCCUACGUACUCGAUGGGGAGAGGGUGCUCACGGCCAUGGCCUACACCAUCCUCAAGGUGCACAGGAAGCGCCUCCUGAAGCUGCCCCUGGAAGGGCUCCGGGAGUUCCUCCAGGACUCUCUGGCCCAGCCCUGGGCCCUGGAGGACGAGGCGGUGCUCAGACACCUUCGGGCCUCCAUGACCCAGCUCCGGAGGACGUGGUGCGACCUGCCCCCCCCAGCCUCGGGGACCCCAGGCCAGGCUGGCGAUGGAGCUCCCUCCCCACCCUCCCAGUGCAACAAGACAGUGCAGGCAGGCGGCCCCCGGAAUGGUGGGCUUGAAGACAAAAAACGGGGUCCUCCCUUCGGCACCUGCCUGGGCCACCCCAGAGGCCCCGUGACGGACCAGGCCCUGGAGCACCCCCGGGACUCCCAUCACGGGGUCCCCCCAGCCCCCUAG